AUGUCCGCCAUCCGCAAAGUCGUCAUCACCGACUUCGGCGGCCCCGACGUUCUUAAGGUCAUCGACGACGUGUGCCCGCCGCCGCCGCCGGGCCACGUCCAGAUCGCCACCGAGUACGCCGGCUUCUCCGGCACCGAUGUGAACAUGCGGAUGGGCAUCUAUCCCUUCGUGAAGCGGCCGCCGCUCACUCCGGGAUGCUGCCUCGUCGGCACGAUCACGGCAGUCGGUCCUGGCUGCAGCGGCGCCCUCGCUCCGGGUAGCGUCGUUGUGGUCCUGACCAAGUACGACGCCGACGCCUCGCUCGUCAACCAGCCGGAGCGCUACUGCGUGCCGGUGCCGGCCGGCGUCGACCGGCGGAAGGCGGCGGCGCUCGUCUGCGACUGGAACUCGGCGUACAGCAUGGUAGUGCAGACGGGGCAGGUGUCGCGCGGCCAGCGCGUCUUCGUGCACGGUCUCAGCGGCGCGGUCGGCUACGCCCUCAUGAAGCUGUGCCAGCUGCGCGGCGCCGAGGUCUACGGCACAGCGAGCGAGCGUAACCACCCCGAGAUCCGCCGCCAGGGCGCUUCCCCUUUCGUCUACACCAACAAGGCCUGGAUCGCGCACAUGCGCGACGUCGCCGGCGGCGCUCACGCCGUCUUCGACGCGCUAGGCUUCGAGAGCUUCGACGAGAGCUGGUCGAUCCUCGCGCCCGACGGCAUCCUCGUCGGGUUCGGCACCAACAUGAACUCCCUCGGUGGCAGCAAGUUCAGGAACCCGACGGCCACGAUCGCGAAACUGCUUGUGCGCGGCUCGAGCCCCGUAUUCUCCCGCGGCGAGAGGAGUGCGUUCUUCGCUCUCUCGCGCGACGCGACGACAUAUGUGAGCAACAUUAAGACGCUCCUCGAUAUGCUGAAGACGGGGAAGAUCGCUGUCCCGAUUAAGAGCGUGUGGGACUUGGAGGAUAUACGCUCGGCCCAUCGGGGUUGGGGCCGUGUAGAGGGGGUCGGGUCGUUGUUGAUCAAGGUCGCCAGGUAG
Messenger RNA from Durotheca rogersii, 1014 nucleotides. Its product is annotated as protein indc11. Bases 1 to 1014 code for a protein of 337 amino acids. Gene Ontology annotation, cellular component: mitochondrion. The transcript has a single exon. NCBI's taxonomy places the organism in Eukaryota, Fungi, Ascomycota, Sordariomycetes, Xylariales, Xylariaceae. Gene Ontology annotation, molecular function: oxidoreductase activity. The record is from RefSeq and is a predicted model, not a curated record.